Messenger RNA from Ixodes scapularis (black-legged tick), 4353 nucleotides. RefSeq names its product multidrug resistance-associated protein 1-like. The record is from RefSeq and is a predicted model, not a curated record. Gene Ontology annotation, biological process: transmembrane transport. Lineage: Eukaryota; Metazoa; Arthropoda; Arachnida; Ixodida; Ixodidae. Gene Ontology annotation, molecular function: ATP binding; ABC-type transporter activity; ATP hydrolysis activity. The coding region runs from base 1 to 4353 and encodes 1450 amino acids. Gene Ontology annotation, cellular component: membrane. The transcript has a single exon.
AUGACCCGGUUCUGCACUUCACCCCUGUGGGACUGGGAUUAUACGUGGUACUCGGACUACCCGAGGUUUACGCCAUGCUUCGAGACUACGGUUCUGGCCUACACACCGGCAGCUCUUCUUGUCCUGUUUGGCAGCAUCCCGUGGCUGGUGGGAAGACGAAGGGAGCAACCCCUGUACUGUGAACCAGUCGCCUGGACCCCGCUAAGUGCGUUCAGAUGCGUCGCAAGUUGUCUGUUGACCCUCACUUACGCUCUCUCGCUCAUCUACAGACUAGUAAUGGGGACGUCGUCCGGUUCGUCGAUCGCAGCGGACGUUGUACACGCCUUGGCCUUCACAAUCACCUUGAUGGUCCUUGAGAACGACCGAAGGAACGGGGCAGGAUCUUCGAUGCUGCUGUUUUCCUUCUGGUUGCUGACAGCUUUGUGCAAGCUCCCGGAGAGCUACCGCCGCACUCGGGAAGCUUUCGCGACGGACAGUGACCCGCCUAACUUUUCGGAACUAGAAUUCUUCGUGUGUGCUUUAGCUUAUCCUUUGGUCAUUCUGCAGUUGCUGCUGUCAUGCUGGACGGACGGCAAGCACGACACGAGAAGGCCCUACCUCACCGCACCGCCUGUGUCUUUCAUUCUCUUCGGCUGGUUGUCACCUUUCGUACUUAGAAGAUCAAGACGCUGCGUUCAAGUUGAAGAUAUGUACGGCAUACCGCCGGACAUGAUGACUCGGCCAAACCACGCUGAGUGGAGUGCGAUAUGGAAAAAGGAGCUUGAUUCAGCUGGGUACGUACCGGGAGACGGAUCGUGUGGUGGCUCUCGACCGCUGCCUUCGCUUUUCAAGUCAAUCUGGAAGGCGUAUUGGAAGACUGUUGUACUUUCGUGCAUUUUGUGCAUUUUAGCAGCACUACUCAAGACUAUCACUGCUCUUUUGCUGCAUUUUCUUUUGAACUACAUGACAGGGAAUGAACAUAACUGGAAAGGAAUAUUGUACGCCCUCAGUAUAGUGAGCGCCAACUUUGCGUCGCGUCUUCUUUCUCUUCAUAUUGAUAAGAUGCUGGCGUUUGUUGGGUUAAAUGUGAAAACGGUCCUGUUGGCGGAAAUUUACAGAAAAAUGCUCAGACUUUCCACUGAGUCGCAGAGGCACUACACGAUCGGUGAUCUGGUUAACUUGAUCUCUGUGGAUGCUGAUCGGAUUUUUGAACUCAGCCUCUUUGCUGGUUAUGUGGCCAGUGGGUUGCCGCUGAUAAUCAUGGCUGUUCUACUUUUGUGGCAGUUCCUCGGUGUGGCCUGCCUGGCCGGCGUCGCGGUCAUGGUUGUUAUAAUGCCCGUAAUGGCCGUAAUAGUUAGCAUCGGGAACAAAUAUCAGACAGGUCAAAUGGAGCUCAAAGAUAAGAGGCUAAAUAUUCUUGCGGAGAUGUUAACCAACGUGAAGGUUCUCAAGCUGUUCGCCUGGGAAAGUAACUUUAUUGACAAGUGCAAUGUCGUGCGGUCAGAAGAGAUGGGUUUGCUCAAGAAAUAUUCGUAUCUGACUGCCCUUAAUAUCUGCAUUUCUACAUGUUCGUCGUCCAUGGUUUCUCUGGCGAGCUUCGUAACCUACGUUUUAAUCAGCGAGUAUCAUAUUCUCGACCCUAGCACCGCGUUUGUGUCGUUAACUCUGUUUUACAAUAUGCAGUAUCCGAUGUUUAUAAUCCCAAACUUCCUUUCUAACGUUGUACAGACGAGGGUUUCAAUAACGAGGAUUCGAGAGUUUCUGCUGUCCUCUGAAGUGGACGCCUAUUCUGUCGGUCGACGACCGGACGAGGCAGAUGCGAUAACAAUAAGAAACGGAACGUUUUCCUGGUCGAAAGAGCGAGCCGCGGUCUUGAGAAACAUUAACCUAACCGUCAAGAAAGGUCAACUGAUCGCUGUCGUUGGGCCCGUUGGCUCCGGCAAGUCGUCUUUGGUGUCUGCAUUGUUGGGAAACCUUUGCGUUUGCUCGGGAUCAGUGGACCUGGUAGAAAGUGUUGCGUAUGCUCCACAGUGUCCGUGGAUUCAAAAUAGAACCAUAAAAGAAAAUGUGCUUUUCAUGGGAGCAUACGAUGCCGAAGUGUACGAUAUGGUUUUGAAGGCGUGUUGUCUUGAGAGAGACUUGGAGAUCCUUCCAUCUGGAGACCUGACGGAAAUUGGCGAAAAUGGGAUCAAUUUAAGCGGCGGUCAGAAGCAACGAGUCAGUCUAGCCAGAACAGCUUACCAGAAAAAAGACCUUUUUCUCUUCGACGACCCACUAAGCGCAGUUGAUGCUCACGUUGGUGCUUCCCUUUUCAAGGACCUUAUUGGACCGCGAGGAAUGCUGAAAGACACCACAAGAAUCCUGGUCACCCAUAAUCUCUUGGUGCUCAGUGAAGUGGAUUACAUUGUCGUCGUGCAGGGAGGGUCGAUUGUCGAGUGUGGCACAUUCGAUGUUCUUAAGAAUGAAGGGAGUAUUCUCUCAGGGUUGCUGCAGACCUUUUCCAAGAAGCUUCGAAAAUUGUCAGAAAACGAGGAUUUGUCUAUAGUUCGAGGUGAGGAGAGAGUACUUGGGAAAGAGAAGUUGACGGCGACUCUUGUGGAGAAAGAAACAGUGGAAGAGGGCUCGAUCAGUCUUCAGGUAUACAGGGCCUACCUAAGGCACGCUGGGCCCUGUUUGGUAAUCGCGAUCUUGUGUUACGUCAUUCACUCCGCGCUCGGAGCUUACAUGGGUAUCUGGCUGAGCGAAUGGACCAACGAUGCCCAGUUUCUUAACGGCACCCAGGACACAUCUUUGCAGCACUACAGGAUGGAAGUUUACGUCCUCCUUGGCAUUGUCCAGGCGUUUGUUAUGUUCUUUGCAGUCGUAACGUUCUGGAAAGUGGCGCUCUCCGCCUCCACAAAGCUUCAUAAAUUGGUGCUUGACGGUGUGAUGAGGGCUCCAUUGUCCUUUUUCGAAACCAAUCUCUCCGGUCGCUUGCUGAACCGCUUCAGCAAGGACGUUGACCAGCUUGAUGUACAACUUCCGACGGCAGGACUUACUACGCUAGAUUUAUUGCUUCUUCUAGCAUCAUCGAUUUUCCUGAUAUGCGUUAAUAUUCCCAUAUACAUCCUGAUCGUCGUUCCUGUAUUGGUGUUUGUGGUGGUGAUAUUUCGCGUGUUCAUGGCACGGUUUCGCGAGGUAAAGAGGCUAGAGAGCGUUACGCGUUCCCCAGUUAACAAUCACUUCUCGGAAACAGUGGCGGGCUUGAGCAGUGUCAGGAGCUACGCCGUUCAAGCUGUCUUCUUACGAGAAUAUGACGAAAAGAUUGACAGUAUGCAGACCUGUACUGUGAACGUGCUUUUCUUGCGAUUUUGGAGUGAAGUAUGCUUGGAACUGGCCAGUGAAAUGCUUCUGUUCUCGAUACUGCUGCUACUCAUUGGCAGUCGCGACAAGAUAAGUGCGGGAACAACCGGCCUUCUAGUGUCCUACAUGUUGAAUGCCUUAUACUACUUCACAUAUUUCAUUUUCUGCUCAACUGAGGUUGAAGCGAGUCUGGUAUCAGCCGAACGUUUGGACGAGUACAGCCGUCUUACUCCCGAAGGACCGUUGGUGGCAAACUUCAGACCGGACCCACGCUGGCCCUGGACGGGUCGGGUAUCCUUCAGGUCUUACUCCACUCGGUACCGAAAGGGCUUGGACCUGGUUCUCAGAGAUAUUGACCUCGACGUCAGUCCCGGUGAGAAAGUCGGGAUUGUGGGCCGCACGGGUGCCGGUAAAUCGACAAUAGCCCUAAGUCUUUUCCGUAUCCUCGAGCCGGCAGCUGGCAACAUCGUAGUCGAUGGCGUGGACAUUGCAACAUUGAGGUUACGCGACCUCCGGUCCAGAAUAAGCAUUAUACCGCAGGACCCGGUUCUGUUCGGCGGCACUCUACGGUUUAACCUUGACCCUGCCGGCCAGUACGGCACUGAAGAACUCUGGUCAGCCCUGGACAGGUCGCACCUCGGGGAUACCUUCCGAAAAAAUGGAGGCCUAGACUUCGAGGUGUCAGAAGGCGGGCUCAACCUCAGCGUGGGUCAGCGGCAGCUGGUCUGUCUCGCGAGGGCUGUGUUGAGAAUGUCGAAGGUACUUGUUCUUGACGAAGCCACUGCAUCAGUAGACACGAAGACGGACUUGCUGAUUCAGCAGACGUUGAGAAACGUAAUGAGUGAGUGUACCGUCUUGACUAUAGCUCAUCGUCUUCACUCCGUUAUCACGUCAGAUCGUAUUGUUGUGAUGGAUCAUGGAAGGAUUCUUGAAGUCGGUAGUCCAGCACAAUUGUUAGCAGACACGACGUCGUCCUUCUACGCUAUGGCUCUUGAAGCGGGUAUUGCAUCCCGUGGAGUUAAGGGGGCAUGA